Messenger RNA from Gadus morhua (Atlantic cod), 4631 nucleotides. It is a transcript of the gene eng, whose product is annotated as endoglin. Bases 16 to 1677 code for a protein of 553 amino acids. The record is from RefSeq and is a predicted model, not a curated record. NCBI's taxonomy places the organism in Eukaryota, Metazoa, Chordata, Actinopteri, Gadiformes, Gadidae. The transcript is spliced from 12 exons.
UGAACCGCUCCCCUGAUGCUGCUGUGUGCUGUGUCCUGUCUAGGGGCUGCUCAGAGCUGUGUGCCUCUACCCAAGGCCAACCCCUGGGUGCAGGUAGAGGAGAUGCCCGUAGGCUGCUGGACCAGCUUCCUGACCUCCGGCAACGAGGAGGUGCACAUCCUCAACAUCCAGCCCGGCCCGAGUGGUAUGUUCAGUCUGAACAUGACCAUGGCCGGGCCCAUGAAGGUCAUCCUCACCUCGAGCUCCCCUGCUGCGAGCCAUGUGCUCUUGGCACUGAACAAGGACGUCAACAUCUACGUUGGCAACAAUUCCACCAUGACUUUGAUGAUGCAUAAGGACCAAAUCCAUAUGAUUGACCUGCCGACAGAUCUGGGGCAGCUGGUCAACUGGGCCACACAGAACUUUGGGGGCGUGACCUCGCUGACCGCCAUCCGAAACCCGGGGAACAUCGCCUACACUGGGAGAGCAGGCACCGGGCUGGGCUCCAGAGACUGCGUCCUGAAGCACGAAGACCCGUCGCUGAAGCCCUUCACGGAGCAGCAGCCCUUCAUGGAGCCGCAGCCGAAGCCGCAGGCCGUGUCCUGCUUCGUGGACGCCCCCGGCGACAGGGAGAUCCACAUCAUCAACAUCCCAGACAGCGCCAGUCCCCGCAACGUGUCGGUUCGCGUGGACACAGAGAAGGCCAUUAGUCUGUUCCUGAGAGGCCCCCAAGGGACAUUAUGGAGCUUCGGCAAAUUCCCACCGUUCCAGUUUGGAUCCACCAACGAAAUCUGGCUGACUGGCAACUUCAACCACAAACUGAACAAGUCAGUCACGUUGACCAAUGACAGUGCCCUGGCUGUGCAGCAGAAGGCCCUCGACUAUUUCAAGGCUCAAUCGUUCACCAGCUACUCCGAAAUCCAGGGAGAGGGAUCUAUGAUCCCGUUACUGCUGAUACUGAAAGACUAUUCGCCAGCCAGUGGAGACCCGGUCGUUCACGCCUUCACCACCACCCCGCCCCACACGCCCCUGCUGAUGCAGCUGUACAGCGCCCCGGACUACCGCCUACCCCUCGAGCCAAACACCAAGGUGCAGAGCGACAAGAGGAUCUACGCAGAGAUCUCGGAGAAUACGUUGGGCGACAUCACGCUCGCCGUCAGCGUGGUCAGCUGCUCGGUGCGCUCCAAGAGCUCGUUUCCCGUGGUGAAGGAGAUGCCCUUCAUCCUGGAGGAGUGCUCCGUCCAGCUCUGCCGCAACAGCGCGCGUGUCAGCUUCUCCCUGGCCCACCUCAAGGAGCUGGCCUCCACCACCUGGGAGCUCGAGUGCUCGGUGGCUCUCUGCUUCUCAAAGCAUUGCGCCGACGGAGGUCGAGUGAGGAGGAACCUGGAAGUCGCCCCGCACAACACUCCAACACCGACAGAGCGGUGCUUUGACUUUGGCCUUCCAGCUGUGCUGGGAAUUGCGUUCGGAGGCUUCCUGAUUGGGGCUCUUCUUAUCGGCGCGCUGUGGUUCAUCAAGAUCAAAACAGGGUAUCCUACACGUCUGGAUGUGAGCUCCACUGCUGCCAAUCUCACAGGUUGCCCCUGCUCGCUGACCAAACGCCCACCGGUGUCCACCAACCCCUCCCCAUCCGAGAACAGCAGCGCCAACGCCAGCAUAGGCAGCACCCAGAGCACACCCACCAGCAGCAUGGCGUGAGAGCCCCAUCUCCCCCCCCCCCACCUCAUGCAGCCUGCCCCUCCCAUCAGAGUCACCAACAAUAGUACCUUCCCUUACCUCCCUUCUCGAUAACACUUUACAAUAUGGAUGCAUAUAUUAACCAUUGAUAUACAUUAGUUAUUGUGGUAUUAAGCAGUAUUAUCUAGCUUUAGCUUAGGGGUAGUGAGUAAGGGGUAACCCUGACCCAAACCCUAUUAUAUAAUGUAUACAUGAAUAUCUUAGUUAACAUGAACACCAUUACCUUUUUUUAACAUGAACACCAUUAGUAAACAUGAACAUCAUUAGGAAAUGAUUACUAGACCAUUAGUUAGCUUUGCGUUCACUGUUAGUAAAUGCUUAUUACUGCAUUAACUAAUUUUCAUUAAUGAACCCUUAUUGUAAAGUGUUACCUUUUACCUUUUACCUUGAUUCUCAACAAAACAAGUAUAAGCUGUGUGCCAAUACAGCGGCCACGUGGAAGAGACCCCCCCCCCCCCCCCCCCCGGGAGUGGGGGUGGAGGAGGGCUAGGGAAUGCCGUCAGUUGCAGGAAAACUGAAGUCUGGUCGAUGGCUCCUGACACUUGCAUCUCGACUAGUUUCUCUUUUUUUCAUUUUUUUUUUGUAUCCCUCUCUCCUGCUAAGCCUCUGAGCUUCCAGACAGGAAGUUAAAAAGGGCAAGAGAGAAAAUACACACUAGCUCACCGCAGCAACAGGAAAAAACAAAGUAUGUCCCCCAAGAACAGACAGGAAAUUCACCGCAUUCUUUUCAUUGAAUUCUGCUCCUGUGACGCCGGCACAAUAAGAGUGCGGGAACAGGCAGUCCAUGACACAAGGAUUUGGAUUGAUGCUAAAUUAUGUUAAAUUUAUCCCACCACCAUCGUUUUUUUUUUUUUAUAGUUUCAAGGUUAAUAGUCUUAGCUUUUAAAAAGCCACAUCAAUAUUUGUGUUUCCAAAGUGUCUUGCAAUCAAUCUCGUUUACCUCUACAGACGACUAUUUACAAGUCAGGAAUUGGGUUAAAAUGCUGUACUGGAUGUCAAUUUCUUUUCAUUGAACCAAGGAAUUCGUUUUUUUGUCUUUACUUAAUUUGAUUGUUGUAAAGACUAAGAAUAGAAAUACAUUCCAUUCCUAGUUACAAUAUCAAUAUCAAUAUCACAACCCCGUGGAAAUGGUCUGUGUACAGCAUUGUUUUUUCAGUUUGACUGGCUCUUGUUUGAAAAGUUUGAGUCUAGCAUCUUUCAAGAUGUAGUAUUUGGUGGACUAUGGCUCAUGCUUGUCCUUGCAUAACCACUGUAUGUUGACGGUUGAACCGUAAAUUGUGACACAAUACUUGUUGAAAUGUACAAAUGUAAAUGGAUCGUUAUUAUUUUCUCUCCCUCUCGUUGAGUUAUUUGAGCUAUGAGAUAUUCUCAUUACUUAUUAAAGGUGUGUGGCUUUUAAAUGCAACACUUUUAAACAACAUUUAUAGUCAAUGAUAUAGCUUUGAAAGCCCAACACAUUUGAUACUACUAUGAAUCUGAUUUCACGCUCCAAUUUAUCAUUCAACCCCAGCAACAUGUGUUCAAUUGUAUAAAGAUUUGAAACGUUUGAGAAAAAGGGGAAGAAAACUCUAAAUAAUAGACUGACCAUGUUUAAAAAAUGUUCCCCCCUCUAUUUUAACAAUAUAGCCAAGUCUCUCUUUCUCUAUUCUCUGUGUAUGUGUGAGUUUCUGUGUUAGCAAGUGUGUGUGAAUUUGUGUAUGGUGUGUAUGUGUUUGUUGUGUGUGUGCGUGUGCGUGUGUGCCAUGAUAAAAACAAGACAGAUUUUACGAUGUGCAAUAUGAGCUCACCAUUCAUGUCAUUCUGUGUGUACUUAUUUUGUAAGAGUGCUGUAUGAUAUUACUGUAUUUACCAUUUAUUCCUUAUCUCUUGUAUUGUUCAAACAAACAAUCCAAAAUUAAUUCCCUAUUAUGCCACGUCAAAUGCACAACAAACUUGUUAACAAAAGUUCUUACUUAUAUGAAUUUCAUUUUUCUCACAUGUAAUUUUAUAUAUACUUCUUUUUUUAAGUAAAAUGUGCCUUUGCCAAUCCAUGCGCAGUUUUUUCCAAUUUGACCCUAAUUGAUUUUGAGCGUUCGCUCUAAUGUCCUCUUCAGCUAAGUAGCCAAUAGUAUCCCAGAUGAUCCAGGCACAGUCUUGCGUAACAUCACGUAUUCCCUCCUCUGUUUGGAAAGUGGAUCCAUCGUGCAUUAUUAACGCUGUGACUCUUUAAACGUCCUUUCAGAUUUGCAUCAUCAUGGUUCCCAUCGCAAUGCGAUGAUUGAUACAGUGGCGCGUGAGCAGGCCAUGUCACACGGCCUUGAUUGCAGAAAAGUUUUGCGUUGCUUGACGCCGUUAACCAGUCACGUUCGGCGAGACGUCGGUUCAAAGGAACGCAACGUCAAAUCUGUCAAAUCGGGAAUCGUCCUGUAAUGGUGUAACGGUUCCAGCCACUGCCAGGCUGUCUCAACACUGGCGGGGGAAAGACCAGAACCUGGGACAGAAAACAUGUGAUCCUGUCAGGGAGUUGAAGGGUUUAACCCUGCGGAUCUCUGGCCAACCUUUUCACAACCGCUUCCUCGUCUUCACUGAUAUACACGCCGAGGAACAGACACACAUCGCGCGCGCGCGCGUGUGUUUGUGUGUGUGUGUGUGUGUGUGUGUGUGUGUGUGUGUGUGUGUGUGUGUGUGUGUGUGUGUGUGUGUGUGUGUGUGUGUGUGUGUGUGUGUGUGUGUGUGUGUGUGUGUGUGUGUGUGUGUGUGUGUGCGUGUGUGUGCGUGUGCGUGUGUGUCCCAAAUGCUUACAUUGGGGAUGUUUUGAACCAUUGCAACGAUUGCAUUCAUCCUCUCACCACUUGUAGGUCGACCACCUGACUCAUGUCUCAAUCGUGUUUGUAGUAGUUUUCUAGUAGACCUCAAUAAACUAUUGGAAUACGCCA